This is a messenger RNA of Cordyceps militaris CM01, 2799 nucleotides long. Its product is annotated as arginase family protein. The record is from RefSeq and is a predicted model, not a curated record. Gene Ontology annotation, molecular function: hydrolase activity, acting on carbon-nitrogen (but not peptide) bonds, in linear amidines; metal ion binding. Lineage: Eukaryota; Fungi; Ascomycota; Sordariomycetes; Hypocreales; Cordycipitaceae. Bases 1 to 2799 code for a protein of 932 amino acids. The transcript is spliced from 9 exons.
AUGAGGCAUCAUUCGGCAGCCUGGGCGCUCCUCGCCCAGACGGUCAUGGGGUUCUCGGCGUACGACUACAACACGCCGGGCGCGGCGCAGGUGCGCUUCUGGCUCAACCGCGACGAUGUAGACGACGGGGCCGUGACGCAGAUGCCAUUCCUCACGGGCACCGGCUUUGCCACGCUACCUGUCACAGACUGCUUUCGGGAUGAUGACUCGGAGGAGUCGCGCUACGACAUUGCCAUUCUCGGCGCGCCGCACGAUACGACAACCACGGGCCGUCCGGGUGCCCGGUUCGGCCCUCCUGCCAUCCGGCUCGGCAGCAACCAAAAGACGUACGGACUAAGCGUCUACACCCGACGCGAUGCCUUGAGGGACUGGGCUACGAUUGUCGACUGCGGAGAUGCCAAGAUGACGUGGCUGGACAACCGGUAUGCGCUCAAGACGCUGGAGCAGGCGCACAGGAAGAUUUCGGGGCGGCCGGCCCGGAGCAGCAACACGUCGAGCGUGCCGCGCAUCAUUACCCUGGGCGGCGAUCACACGACGACACUGGCCGCACUGCGGGUGACGGAGAAGCAUUGGGGCCCGGUGUCGGUGAUUCAUUUCGACAGCCACAUUGAUACCUGGGAUCCCUCACAGCUGGGUGGCGGCAUCUCUGAUUAUGCGCAAAAAUUGAUCCUCGACUCGUCCAUCCACGCUGGCAUCCGCGCCCAGGUCGUCAACCAGGGCGACAUGCGCCACGACAAGGACUGCGGCUUCCACAUCAUCACGGCGCGCGAUCUUGACCUGAUUGGCGUCCAGGGCGUCAUUGACCGUCUCCGCGCACGCGUCAACAACACGCGCGUCUACAUUAGCAUCGACAUUGAUGUGCUCGAUCCCGCCUUUGCCCCAGCGACCGGAACGCCCGAGACCGGAGGAUGGUCCUCGCGUGAGCUCCUCACCAUUUUGGCUGGCUUGGAAGGGCUGGAGAUUAUCGGGGGCGAUGUCGUCGAGGUGGCGCCGCCGUAUGAUAACAACGCAGCCACGACGGCGCUGGCAGCUGCCGAGGCCGCCUUUGCUCUCCUGGAGCUCAUGGUGGCUACGCCUGUCAAGGUCCACCUCCUCAGCCACCUCCUCGGCCGUAGAACGAAGAGCGGCCGGCCUGCCUCCCUGGAAAUUCUCCAGUGGUGGGCCGACGAGUACAAGUCGGCCGUCAUCUGCGGGCUCAGCAUCGCCAUCCUCUCCGUCGUGCUGUGGUACUACGACGGCAAGCUCGUGCCCCGCUUGUCGCCCGGCCUCGAUUUGGAGAUGGUAGUGAUUGCGCUCGUCACCGUGGCUCGCGUCGCCAUGGGCAAUGUCGUCGAGGCCUGCCUUUCUCAGUGCGCAUGGAUCUGGAUCGCCAAGUCGCACCAGCGCCGCACCAAGACGGUAGCCCGCCUCGAGGACUUUAAACUCUUUGAUGAGGCCUCGCGCGGGUUUCUCGGAAGCGUAGCCCUCAUGUGGCGUAUGAAGGGGCUGCAUCUGUCUUGCAUCGGUGCUGCCAUCAUCAUUUUCACACACGGCUUUGAGACCUUUUCGCAGCAAAUGGUGCACUACGUUGCCAGGCCCAUCGUGUUCAGGAAUGAAACGGAGCGAUCGGCGCCGGCGAAUUACCGCAGCGAAUACUGGGACAAUGUUGAGCAGCGCGAUGAGAGCACAAGUUUUACUCUUCAACUCUCAACAAAAGCAGCCAUUUACACAGGAAUCAUUGCAGACGAGAUCCCAGUUUUGAUGCCUGCUUGUUCUACUGGGAACUGCAGUUGGCCUAUAUUUCCUUCGUUGGCUGUAUGUGGCGAGUGCACACCGAAAAGUGUCAUGACUGAGUGUAAUGGACAAGGCUGUACAUACUCGGUUUCUCCCAGUACCUCAGUCAUAGUCUUGCAUGGCGAUGGGAACGAGGCUUUCAGGGCGCGACCAAUCAAGGAGCACCAAUCGCUAAAAGACCAGGGCAACACGGCAUAUCUGUCGGUAUUUGAGGUAGUGGCAGCCUCCGACUUCCAGUCUAAAACGAACUCGACAGCAUUCGAGUGUGCUCUAUGGGCCUGUAUGAAAGCAUACGAUACAUCCAUGAACGAUGGCCAUCUCACCCAAAAUGUCAUCGCUCUGUGGAAUGAAACCCAGAUAGAGGUGGAAACAAACGCUCACCUGGAGGAACAUGUUUUUGUCAAUGUUCCAAAGGAAAUGAACACACUUCAGCGCUCAAGGCAUGCCAUCUCGACCAGAGCAGUUCAGACAAUUCGCAGGUUCAUGGAUAACUUAACAGACGGAUGGUACGAGGACAACGCGGGCAGAGUCAAUUUCUCUUCCGAUUGGGCCGAAGCGAUACAUGAUGGAGUACCAGCCAUGUCCGACUGGAUGGAACAGCUAACUCUCAGCUUGAGCAAUGAGUUUCGGCGGCAUGGGAGGAUGGGAGACGACCACAGCACAAGAUACGAGGGCAGCGCCACCAAGCUGGCCAACUUCGUCAAGGUGAAGUGGCUCUGGAUGAUAUACCCACCCCUGUGCUUGACCAUUAGCAUAUACUACCUCUUUGCCACGAUUUUGGCCAGCGUCCGCGACAACGUUGCGGUUUGGAAGGGCGAUUCAAUGCCGAUGCUCUUUAGCUGCAUUCACCCCGAUAUUCUGCAACUCGGAGCUAGCAAAAUGGAUACACACAAGGGACUGGAUGAGCUGGGGCGCCAUGGUAUCGCGCUGGAGAAGGCAGAGUCGGGCGCUUGGGUGUUUGAGCCUACCGUUGGGCCGGAAGAUCCGCGUGGCCGCAUGCAGAGGGUAUUUCGAUGGCGAGACUGA